UCUAAAUUGAAUUCAUAGUUUCAUUGUGUCCUGGUAAAAAAAUGCAGAGUUGAGAAUAAUCAAAAAUAGAUAAACAUUUUUAGUAUACUUAGAAAUGAAUUGUUCUAGACAGUUGAAAUGAAGAGAAAGUCACUUAGUCAUGUCCAGCUCUUUUUCACCCCAUGGACUAUAUAGUCCAUGGAAUUCUCCAGGCCAGAAUACUGGAGUGGGUAGCCGUUCCCUUCUCCAGGGGAUCUUCCAAACCAGGGAUUGAACCCAGGUCUCCUGCAUUGCAGGUGGAUUCUUUACUGGCUGAGCCAUCAGGGAAACCCUCUAGACAGUUGAGUCCUAAAUAAAUGAGGAUUUACCCCAGAGGUAGCCAGUGUCUUACUACAUUUCCACAUAAAUGUCUUCCUUGACUCACAUGUAGUAAACCAAACUUUAAAUACUGAAAUUUUAAAAGCCAGAUUUCAGAAUUCUUGUGAAAUACCAGGUAUGGCAGCACUGGGCCUUUCUUGGGGCAAGGCCAGAAGAGGCUUGAAUGGAAUUGGGCUACUCCCCUCUGGUGCCUUAUGGUCCCCAUUACUCCCCGCUCUCUCAGACAUAGCAACUGUCGAUUAUCAGUUUCUGUGUUUCUUAUGUGUAUACUUUCCUCAUUUGCUUACCUGCCUGGCCUAGGAGACGUUGGAGUUUGCAAACCCUAAUUUAUAAUUAUACUGCUUUUUUCCCCUCCAGUAGCUUAACUUCUUUCCUUCUAAAAUCAAUUACAUAUCUCUUUGCUUUCUUAGAAUCUUUUGAAUAUAAUUGAAUUCAUUUGUUUGGGAAUCUUCAUUGGCUGUAGUAAAAUGAGAUAGGGCAUGUUCAACUGGAUAAUACUGUUUGUCCCUUUACUAAGUGGCUCAAACUGUUGUAUUUUAAAUUUUUAGUUUUAGUUGUGUUUUUUUUUUUAAUAGUUUUCCCAUCUCUUAACAGUUGUCAGCUGAAAGUUAAGGGCUCACAGCAGUAGUGUCUCUGUAAAAUCCCUUUCUGCCCAUUAAUAUCAGUUUAGAAAUUACACACAUGUUAGAAUUCUUUUACAACUUUUAUUUCCUUUUGUAACCUUUGAUAUGUGUAUAAAAUUGGUUCUUUCAAGCAGUGGGCUCUGAAUAAGGUUAUGAGGGACUGUGCUAAGUCUACAGUCAUUGAGUUUAAAUAAAUGGUCUUGACACUAUUGACUUUUUCUGCCAAAUGACUAUCUGGCUCAUUUUUGAGCUCACAGCAGGGUUAUCAAUAGUUGAAGUUUUCUGUUAGGUUGAAUUCUGAGCAUGUGAAAUGUUAGUCAUGAGUAGUUAAAAAAAAAAAUCAUGCUUGUUUCUCUGCUACUAGCUGAUCAACUCUUUAAUAAACUUGUCUUAUUCACUUGCACAACCUCAGGACAGAGCUCAGGCAUUGAAUGAAUGUUGGGGAACCUGUUGUCUCUGUCUAUAAUCAGCCCAUAAUUGCUGUGGGUAUGCAAACCAGAUACACAACUUGCUAGAAUUGAUUUAAAAUCAGAGUAACAAGCUUUUUGACUUCUUGUGUUGUCUUUAUGUCAUGUAAUGUGGUUAUACUGAGGUCUUUGCUCUCAUACAUAUUCUAGGAUACAUCAAGGAAAGUCAAGUGUUUACUGUUCACAAAAAAGGGCUAGAUACUUUAUUGAGAGAUGCACCUAACUAAUUUUCUUACUGGUGUCCUUACUGGUGGAUUUUUUGCACCUAAAAGAAAAAUUAGUAGAAUCUGUUCCAAGGUCAAAGGUUUUUUUUGAUUUUUUAAAAUUGCUUUCCCCUCAUUUUAUUCACAUCAGUACUUUAAUUUACAAAUUUCACUAGCUGGUUUCCAUUUAAUUCCUAGGCAUAAAACCAUUGUUAAAAAUUUGAGGCAUUACCACUAUUUUAUUUUUUUUUAAAGCAAAAUAGUUAUUUUUUUAAAAUUUAAUUGGUUUUAGCAUCUUCCUUUCCAUAGACACAGUGAUUGGUCAUUUUCAAUAUCAUAAUUCUCUGUCAUUUAUACCUAUUUUAUAUGGAACAUAUCCAAAGGAUUUGAGUUAGAUCAAAUAUCAUUUUAAUAUUCUGUGCAUAGUUGGAAUAUUUAAACUUUAAACAAUCUAGAACUCCAAACCAUUUUAGUUAAAUACUCUGGUUUGUGGUGCAAAUCUUUUGCUCUGUUUAUCACUUUCUCAUAAAUCAUGAAAGAAUCAUGCUUUUCAAAGUGGGAAAGUAAACUUAACAGGGCUUCUCUAUCCUUUUGUUUCAGUUAGUCAUUAAUAAUUUUAUUAGCUCCUUUCUAGCUAUAAAAUUUGUGGUAUUCUUGAAACAUACCUAUUAAACAGAAAGUAACAAACAUAAUAUCCUGUUAUAUAGAUUAAUCAAACUAAUUAGCGCAUACUACUCUUUGGAACUUGGACUAGGCAUUUUGGGGAAGUGCCUAGAAAUAGUAGAUAUAGUUCUCACCUUCAAGGAAUGUAAAUAUAGUGAAGUGAUGGAACUAACAUACAGGGAAGAAAAAAAGUAAAUGUAGUAUGAAAGAGCACAUGGUGGGGAAAAGAGCUUAUAAAGAGGAGGGUAAUCAAAGAAUGCUUCAUGAGGAAGGUGGGACUUGAAGUGAACUUUGAAAAAUAGAUGGAAUUGAGAUAGCAGAAAGGACAGCAAGCAUUUGAGGCAAAAGUGAAAGUGUUAGUCACUCAAUCAUGUCUGACUCUUUGCGACCCCAUGGACUGUAUGUAGCCCCCCAGGUUCCUCUGUCCAUAGGAUUUUCCAGGCAAGAAUACUGGAGUGGGUUGUCAUUCCCUUCUCCAGGGGAUCUUCCCAACCCAGGGAUCAAACCCGGGUCUCCUGCAUUACAGGCAAAUUCUUUACCAGUUGAGCCACCAAACUGUUAGCCUAUUUAAGGCAAGGAAAAUGUCAAAUGCAAUGGAAAGGAGACUAGGUUAUGUAACAUGUUGGCAGUUGGAGCUCCAGAAGGGAAGAUCAAGAAACAAGGCAAGAAAGAUCCUACUUUUCUCUUCUCCGCCAUCCUAUGUACGGUUGAGUUGUCUCCUCACCAUAUCUUCUCACAAGACUUUCAGGAUCAAGCAAUUCCUGGCCAAGAAACAAAAGCAGAAUCGUCCCGUUCCUCAAUGGAUUCGAAUGAAAACUGGCAAUAAAAUCAGGUACAGCUCCAAGAGAAGACAUUGGAGAAGAACCAAGCUGGGUCUAUAAGAAGCAAGCUGGGUCUAUAACGUGUGGCACACAUGUUAAGACCACUUUUUUAAGCAGCUGAACCACAGUGAGAACAUCACUACUGUAAUGCUUGGCUCCUGAUGUGUCUUAUUUCCUCACUAUCAGUCUGAGACUCAGUAAUAAAUAUGAAACGUUGGGGGAAAAAAAAGAAAGAUCCUUAAGAGCAUACCAUCAAAGUCUGUAGGAUCCAAGGAUCAGUAUCCAGAAAAGAAUGUAUUGGCAAGUUUUGAGCCAAAGAGUUAUGUGAUAGAGUUAAAAAUAUGAGCCAGUGAAUUUUUUACAAAAUGGGAU
This is a messenger RNA of Bubalus bubalis (water buffalo), 3506 nucleotides long. Its product is annotated as 60S ribosomal protein L39-like. NCBI's taxonomy places the organism in Eukaryota, Metazoa, Chordata, Mammalia, Artiodactyla, Bovidae. The transcript has a single exon. Gene Ontology annotation, molecular function: structural constituent of ribosome. Gene Ontology annotation, biological process: translation. Bases 2895 to 3194 code for a protein of 99 amino acids. Gene Ontology annotation, cellular component: ribosome; cytosolic large ribosomal subunit. The record is from RefSeq and is a predicted model, not a curated record.